AUGGAAUGGUGCGAAAUGGGUUCACUAGAUGAUUUAUUAAAAUCGCAACAUCCUAUACCAUUACAUCGUCAAUAUCUUGCAAGGAUCAUAUGUGGAAUUGCAACUGCGCUCCACUUUUUGCAUAAGCAGAAUAUUUUUCACGGUUCUGUUUAUAUCGACAAUAUUCUCAUUGAUCACAAUAUGGUUGGGCGAUUGGCUGGUUUAUCGACAUGCCAAAUGAUCUCGCAAAAUACGAUCAUAAAACCAUAUCGAAUUUGUUCGUAUAGAGCACCAGAAACUUACGGUGAAAAAAUCCAAGCAUUUCCGCAGGAUAUGUUUGCAGUGGGAGUUAUUUUAUAUCGAUGCCUAAUAGGUUAUUUGCCAAAUCGAAAGAAGAAUGGAGAAGUUGAUUAUCAUGGUUUAAAAUCAUCGCUACAUAUUCCACUCGAUUCAGAGAUGUGGUAUACAACGCAGCUAUUGCUGUCAAAUAAAUUGGAUUUUAGACCAACCGCUGGACAAUUACUUUAUACCGACUGGAUCAUUCGCUCCAAAACUGAACGUAUAAAGCGAAUUUUCAAUUGGAAUUUUGAAUGA
Molecule: messenger RNA, 573 nt
Organism: Dracunculus medinensis (Guinea worm)
Lineage: Eukaryota; Metazoa; Nematoda; Chromadorea; Rhabditida; Dracunculidae
Source: the annotation of a GenBank genome assembly